UUAUCCUGUGGAGUGUCUAGACUCUUUCCCUGCUCAGUUGGGGAAACCUGAUACUCAAUUAAAGUUUAACCUGAAGGACUCUGAUGACUCCCCAGAACACCAGCAAAUGUUGGAAAAGAAAUUGGCUAAAUACAGUGAUGUAUUUUCAGUUGACGACAUGGAUGUGGGGUGUGCCAAACAUGCUGAGCACAAUAUUCGGUUGAAAGAUCACACUCCAUUUAGGGAGCGGUCUCGGCGCAUACCCCCAAGAGACCUUGAUGAUGUGCGGGACUACUUAAAGAAAAUGAAGGAACAAAACAUUAUCGUGGAGUCAAGAAGUCCCUAUGCCUCCCCCAUAGUCAUUGUCCGGAAGAAAAACGGCAGUGUUAGGCUAUGUGUGGAUUACAGAACCCUGAACAGACGCACCAUCCCUGACCAGUACACCUUGCCCCGUAUCGAUGAGGCUCUUGAUGCCCUUCAUGGUAGUGCUUGGUUUUCGGUAAUGGACCUGCGGUCUGGGUACUAUCAAAUACCUAUGAGUGUGGAGGAUCAAGAAAAGACUGCUUUUAUCUGCCCUUUGGGAUUCUAUCAGUUCACCCGCAUGCCCCAGGGCAUAAGUGGGGCACCGGCAACAUUUCAGCGCCUUAUGGAAAAAGUGCUGGGUGAUUUAACGCCAAGGCAAUGUAUAGUGUAUCUAGACGAUAUUAUCGUUUUUGGCUCUACUGUGGAAGAACAUGAUAGUCGCUUGUUCAAUGUACUUGAGCGCCUUAGAGAGGAAGGGCUCAAACUUUCCCUUGACAAGUGCAAAUUCACACGAAAAUCUGUGCGCUUUGUAGGGCAUGUUGUGUCCGCAGAAGGGAUUGCUACGGACCCAGAGAAAGUGGCUGCUGUACUGACUUGGCCUAACCCCACUAAUUUAACAGAACUGAGAUCAUUCUUAGGGUUUUGUGGCUAUUAUCGGAGGUUUGUAGAGGGCUACUCCAAGAUCGCAUAUCCCUUGAAUGAGCUGUUAAAGGGGAGUGACUCUAAAGACUGUCAUGCUACGACUAUUCCUUUCCAUGACAAGUGGACCCCAGCAUGUGAAGACGCCUUUCAAACACUAAAGAAAAAGCUCACUGAGGCGCCAGUGCUUGCUUAUGCUGAUCCGAAGCGGCCGUAUGUCCUACAUGUAGACGCCAGCUAUGAAGGGCUAGGAGGUAUUCUCCAUCAGGAGUAUCCUGCCGGGUUGAAGCCGGUUGCUUAUGUUAGUAGGAGUCUUAGUUCCAGUGAAAGGAACUAUCCUGUACACAAGCUGGAAUUUUUGGCCUUAAAGUGGGCUAUUACUGAGAGGCUACAUGACUACCUCUAUGGGGUUCAGUUCGAGGUACGGACUGAUAAUAAUCCAUUGACUUAUAUUUUGACUACUGCCAAAUUGGAUGCGACUGGUCAUCGCUGGUUGGCUGCACUGUCUAAUUACCAGUUUUCUUUAAAAUACAAACCUGGCCCGAGGAAUGUAGGGGCCGAUGCCCUUUCUAGGCGCCCAGGUCUCCCUCCUCAGCUGGAGGAGGAAGAGUGGGAAGAGUUUCCUGGCCCUGCUGUAUCCGCUCACUGUGCUACAGCUGCUGUACAAGGGGAAUGUAUAGCCUUCUCUGAGCUGCGAGCAGUAGAUUCACUAGGCGGUGGAGCAGACUCUGUUCCUGCUAUGUACUGUUACCCUACUGUUUUGGGAGUGCCGGAGAACUCUCAAGUGAGGGCCCGAGACAUGAUCCGGCUACAGAAAAGAGAUCCGGUGAUUCGUCAUGUGCGGGAGGCUGUUUCCCGAGGGAAUUCUAAAUAUAUGAGGGGUGCCAUACCAAAAGACAGUACCUUCUUCCUAAAAGAGUGGAACAAAUUGGAGAUUUUAAAUGGGAUCCUUUAUAGAGUUCAUCUCUUUCAUGAUCACCCAGGAAGAAGGCAAUUGGUACUUCCCCAGGCCUAUCGGAGGGCCGUUUUGCGGAGUUUGCAUGACCAACAUGGACACUUGGGGGUGGAGAAAACCUAUGGACUUGUGCAGGACCGGUUCUUUUGGCCUAGGAUGCGGGAGGAAGUUGCUGACUACUGCAGGAGGUGUGUGCCUUGCUUGCAGAGAAAGACUUUGCCUACCCGGGCCGCCCCCAUGGAACACUUGAAGAGUACUGGGCCUUUGGAUCUGGUAUGUAUGGAUUUUUUGUGCAUUGACAGUGACUCCAGUGGUGUAGGGAAUGUCCUGGUAGUAACUGACCAUUAUACCCGUUAUGCACAAGCCUAUCCCACUAAAGACCAGAAGGCUGUGACAGUAGCUAAGGUACUUUGGGAGAAAUUCCUUGUCCAUUAUGGGCUCCCCAAUCGGAUCCAUUCCGAUCAGGGGCGUGACUUUGAGAGCAGAUUAAUAAAGGAGUUGUUAAGUCUGCUGAAUAUUGAUAAGAGUCGUACCACGCCUUAUCACCCAGAGGGGGAUGCUCUACCUGAACGUUUUAAUCGAACUCUGCUGGAUAUGUUGGGUACACUGUCUGUUACUGCCAAGCAGUCUUGGAGUCGACAUGUAGGGGCAAUGGUACAUGCAUAUAAUUGUACCCGUCAUGAUUCUACUGGGUUUUCCCCAUAUUUCCUUAUGUUCGGAAGGGAGGCCCGACUGCCAAUUGACUUACAGCUGGGUGUAUCCACUGAUGGAGUAGGACAACAAGAGCAUUAUCAGUAUGUGGCCCGUCUUAGAGAAAGUUUGAAAGAGGCCUAUCGUCUGGCUGAGGGGAACACAGCCAAAAUAAAUGCUGGGAACAAGAGACGCUUUGAUUCUAGAGUACGGUACAGAGAAUUGCUACCGGGUGAUAAAGUGCUCCUUCGCAACUUGGGUCAAACUGCCAAACACAAGCUAGCAGACCGUUGGAGGAAGGACUUGUACGAAGUGGUAGGUAAAUUACCAAAUAUUCCGGUGUAUCAAGUUCGUGGUCCGGACGGCAAGGUUAAGUCAUGGCAUCGCAACCAUUUGCUUCCGGUACCUCAAGUUCCCUCCGUGGAUGAAGAGGGUGAUGCUGCAUCUAGUGGAGAAGAGGUACCUACUAAUGGUAGAGGAGAACAAGUGACUGAUGAGGAUUGGUUCACGGUUCCGGCUGAUGAUUCUGGACAGUUGCCGGUCCAGGCAUCUGGUGGAGGUUUACCACAGAGGGGUGGUUUAAAUGUUAAUUCCCCUUCAUAUCAGCCCAGUGAUAUUGGAGACAUAGCUUCUGCUUCUGAGGUGGCUAAUAGCUCAAGCACACCCGUUGAUUCUGGCCCGGGGCUGUGUCAGCCAGUGGCAGAAGAAGUGAGAAGGGGUGAUCGUAUCAGGCGACCUCCACCAGUGUUUACUUAUGACACUUUGGGAAGACCAUGUUAUGCUGUGCCCUGUCAUCCCAAUCCACCGUAUGCUUUGGCGAGUUUAAUUGAUGCCCAUGCCAGGCUUGUUAACAUGAUGCCUCUGUAUUAUUGA
Molecule: messenger RNA, 3439 nt
Organism: Xenopus tropicalis (tropical clawed frog)
Lineage: Eukaryota; Metazoa; Chordata; Amphibia; Anura; Pipidae
Product: retrovirus-related Pol polyprotein from transposon 412
Exons: 1
Coding region: 107-3439 (1110 amino acids)
Biological process (GO): DNA integration; DNA biosynthetic process; DNA transposition
Molecular function (GO): DNA-directed DNA polymerase activity; nuclease activity; hydrolase activity
Source: RefSeq, a predicted model, not a curated record